AUGGGUGACCAGUGCUCUCUGCGCCUCGUCCGAGUACGUGCUUUUCCAACUAUCAUCCAUUUGGGCAAAUUACCCGGAUCACUAAUUUCCGCAUUGCAGGAAUUGAGACAGGUCGAGCGGAGCGAGCAACUUGCUUUCACUGUCCGUUAUGAAGAAAGCAACAUCCGAGAUAUUCAGGCUCUCAUCAUCGGACCUCCAGGCACCCCAUACGAACUGGGAUUCUAUGAGGUAAGAUCCACCGAUCCACCAUCCAAGGGCCCUAGCACGCUUCUGGAAGUAUGGCUAACCAAUUGUAAUCGCCAGUUCUCCAUCAAAAUCCCGUCAGAUUACCCAGCAAAUCCCCCGGUAGUGAAAAUCAGGACGACCAACAGGGGCCGAACUCGCUUUGGUCCUAAUCUGUAUGCGAAUGGGAAGGUCUGCUUGUCGAUCUUGGGAACUUGGCAUGGCUCGCGGGGUGAGCAAUGGUCGCCUGCACAGGGACUCGAAUCCGUUAUGCUGUCGAUUCAGAGCCUGUUAUCAUCAAACCCGUAUACCCUGGAACCAGGGUUUGAGGACAACGAAAGGGCGAACGACACGGAAAAUAUGGAGAUCUACAAAUCCAAGAUUCGUCAUGAGAAUCUACGACUAGCAGUCAUCACACCUCUUGAACAAUCCUUCCAAACUUCGUCCCCUCCCCGCCGAACGGCACCAAGGGUCGGUCGGGAAUCCAGCGCGGAAGAAGAUAGUGAUGUCGAACUCGAGCCCGAACCGGGAUUUCUUACUCGAAGCAAGUUUAACGACUUUUGCAAGCGACGGUUCCUGUGGUACUUCGAGUUCUACCAGAACGCUAUCGAGAAAGGUAUCGCGGACGAGCCACGCAGACAAGGAACGCCAUUCAUCCAAAUGCCAUUUGAAGGGUAUGGUAAUGCCAUGGGCGGAGAAUGGAACUACAUCGGCCUGCAAGCCCGUUUUUUGGCUCUUCGAGACCGACUGAUGGAAGAGACAUACAGCUGGCCCUUCGAGGGCCUUGCUCUGGUCAAGGAGGAUGCUGGGAUUGCGGUUAAAUUGAGGGGUCAGCAUGAACAGAUUGCAGCAGAAAUGAACGCUUAUCCUCAAGUCAUCGAUUUGUCACUGGUUGAUAGCAACCCGUUCGUCUGGAGACUCACUUAUGUUGGUCGCAACGAGUCCAAACUGGAAGGUGGCAUCAUCAAGAUCAAGAUUUACAUCAGUCCCCGACACCCAGAAGAACAACCUCGGGUAUUCGUUGAGUCACCUCUCUAUCACAUUCGUGUCUCCAAGCUCGGUGUGUUGAUGUAUCUUCCUUCGCAUGCCGAAGAGAUUGGCCAACACAUCGAGGGCAUCAUCAACACGCUGGAAGAUGACAAUCCCCCGUACAACCCCCUCAUGACAGUGAACCCAGAGGCGGCCGCUCUUUGCUGGGGUUCGGAACUAGAUCGCAGGCUCUAUAGGCGCAAGCUUCGAGCAUCUCUGGAGGAGUCCUGA
This is a messenger RNA of Penicillium egyptiacum, 1482 nucleotides long. The record is from the annotation of a GenBank genome assembly. Lineage: Eukaryota; Fungi; Ascomycota; Eurotiomycetes; Eurotiales; Aspergillaceae.